UUUGACAAUUAACUUGUAAUUUAGUUUUUGGAUCAUAGAAAACAAUAAUGAUGAUAAAUAUUUACAAUUUAAUUAAUAUUUUACUCUUGCAUUUUUAUUAAAUUAAAACUUUAAGUUUUAAUUUUAGGCAAGCAAGGCUUUCCCUCUCAAGCCUGGAGACACUAUAUUUUAUCGUAAAAAAAUACAACUUUAUCUCAAUAUAAUUAACCAUAUACAUGAUGGAGUUUAUGAAAGAAGCACUUGAUCUAGCCAAAGAAGCUUUACAGGCCAAUGAAGUUCCAGUUGGGUGUGUUUUUGUUAAAGGUGGUAUAAAAGUGGCAAAAUCCAGAAACAAAGUUAAUGAAACUCGUAACCCUACUAGGCAUGCCGAAAUAAAUUGUAUAGAUGAAGUCUUAAACUAUUGUCAUAGACAUAACUUUGACCAAAUGAAUUUCUUUAAAGACAUCGUUGUUUAUGUAACUGUGGAACCAUGUAUUAUGUGUGCAGCAGCUUUAAAGAAGUUAUAUGUAAAAGAAGUUGUUUUUGGUUGUCCAAAUGACAGAUUUGGAGGGAGUACAGUCUUAGAUGUAAACAAUAUAUAUGCAGAAGGAUUUCAAUUAACUGGUAACAUCUUGCCAAUUGAAGCUAUGGAAUUAUUGAAACAAUUUUACAAAGGCACUAACCCACAUGCACCAGACUCAAAGGUAAAAAAGAAAUCCAUUGAUAAAAAUGAAUAAAACAAGAUAUAUUUUAUAUAUUACUAUGUCAUGUAUUUCUAAAUUCACAGAUGUAACUUUAAACCUAAAUUCUAAUACAAUAUUUAUAUUUUAUAUUAAUAUGUAACACUAGGUGCAUUCAUAUUAUAUAAAAUAUUUAACUUUAUGACUACUAAUGUUUUUAAAUACUACAUUUUUUAUUGUAAAAUAGUGUUUAAGUGACUACUUAUGUAUCAUAUUUUAUGAACUAAUCAAAAUCAAAAGAUUCAAAUUAGUUUGCAUACUAUUUUAACAUCUGAUAAGGUAAUAAAAACUAUGGAAGUAAUAUAUUGAUUUUAUAUGAAUACAUACACACUUUAUCAUUGAAUCUAACAUAUACAUAAUAAUUAUGUUUUGCCAACAAAGGAGUAAAUAAUAAUGUGUGCAAGACAAUACUUAACAUAGAUUGUGCUUUGACUUAGAAAAAUAGUAUACUUCCUACAUAACAUUGCUAUUUUUAAUUAAACAAAAACUUAAUAAAAUAUGGUUUUAGGCAAAAAAUAUUUUUUCUCUAAAUUCAGCAUGAUAUAGAGAAAUUGGCACAGUUUCUAACAAUAUGUUUCACCAAUAAACAUUGUUUCACAUUUAAAUUUAAUAAAUAUAAUGGUGAGAUCGGUUUUUGGAUUACAAAUUAUACAC
Molecule: messenger RNA, 1373 nt
Organism: Pieris brassicae (large cabbage white)
Lineage: Eukaryota; Metazoa; Arthropoda; Insecta; Lepidoptera; Pieridae
Product: tRNA-specific adenosine deaminase 2
Exons: 2
Coding region: 216-716 (166 amino acids)
Biological process (GO): tRNA wobble adenosine to inosine editing
Cellular component (GO): nucleus; cytoplasm
Molecular function (GO): tRNA-specific adenosine-34 deaminase activity
Source: RefSeq, a predicted model, not a curated record